AUGUGGCUCUUGGAAAAGGCCGGCUACAGGAUGGGCAGCGCGGAGCCGGGGACCCGCCGGGCGCGCUGCAGGCUGUUCCUCCCCGCGCGCCGCGCCUGCCCCAACGUGCUCACCCCCGACCGCAUCCCGCAGUUCUGCAUCCCGCCGCGCCUCGCCAGCCCCGGCCGCGCCUCGCCCCCGGUCGCGCGCAGCGUCCCCCCGGCCUGCUCGCUGCCGCACCUGGCGGGACGCGAGGGCUGGGCCUUCCUGCCCGAGAGCCCGCACACGCGCCGCCGCGAGUCCCUGUUCCAUGCGCCGCCGCCCAGCUCGACCCCGGGGCUGCCCCCCUCUCCGUCGCGGCUGCACGUCUCGGCCCCCGACCUGCGCCUCUGCCGCGCCCCGGACAGCGACGCGGCCUCCUCGCCCGACUCGUCGCCCUUCGGCUCCCCGCGGCAGGGCCCGGGCCGGCGCCUGUCGCACCCGCGGUGCCCGGAGGGGGCGCACUGGGCGGACGCCAGCCCCUGGGCGCCGCUCCGCUGCCGGUCGUCCCCGUCGCCCCCGCCGCCGCCGCCGCUCUUCCACCUGGACUUCCUGUGCCGCCAGCUGCGGCCCGCCAAGGAGAGCGUGCUGCGCCUCGGGCCGCGGGGCGGGCAGCUGCGCCUCUGCGCCGAGUUCCAGGCGGCGCCCGGGCAGCUGCGCCUGCGCCUCGUGAGCGCCGAGGGCCUGUCCCGCCCGCGGGUCGGCCCGGGCAGCGGCGGCGGCGGCUGCUGUGUGGUGCUGAGGCUGCAGCCCCGCGUCCGGCCGCGCGCCCAGCGGAGCCGCGUGGUCAAGUGCAGCGCCAACCCCAUCUUCAACCAGGACUUCUUCUUCGACGGGCUGGGCCCGUCGGACCUGACCACCCGCAGCCUGAGGGCCAAGGUGCUGGACAGGGGCGCGGGGCUGCGCAGGGACGUGCUGCUGGGGGAGUGCGAGACGCCCCUCAUUGCCCUGCUGCCGCCCUUGGGUGCGGGGCUGGGCCCUGGGUCCUCCCUGGCGCCGACGCAUCUCAGCCUGUAGCCUAAGACAGCAGCUUCCUCCGGAGAUCGCCAGCGCCCGCGCGCGCAUGUGUGCGUUUUUGUUUUUUGUUUUGUACCAGGGUCGAACUCAGGACCUUGCGC
Heterocephalus glaber (naked mole-rat) is the source of this 1136-nucleotide messenger RNA. It is a transcript of the gene C2cd4d, whose product is annotated as C2 calcium dependent domain containing 4D. The record is from RefSeq and is a predicted model, not a curated record. Lineage: Eukaryota; Metazoa; Chordata; Mammalia; Rodentia; Bathyergidae.